Messenger RNA from Lycium ferocissimum, 1155 nucleotides. Its product is annotated as putative F-box protein At5g15660. The transcript has a single exon. Bases 1 to 1155 code for a protein of 384 amino acids. Lineage: Eukaryota; Viridiplantae; Streptophyta; Magnoliopsida; Solanales; Solanaceae. Gene Ontology annotation, molecular function: protein binding. The record is from RefSeq and is a predicted model, not a curated record.
AUGGGUAGCCGCUCUAAGAUCCUCAAUUUGCCUGACGAUAUUGUCAACUCCAUCCUCUUAGAGCUACCAGUCAAAUCUCUUUUACGGUUCAAAAGUAGUUGCAAAUCAUGGUAUUGUUCCAUUGAUGACCCCGAGUUUAUGAAGUCGCAUCUACAUAAAUCAUCUACCGAUAUUCAUCGUCAAAAGUUUCUCCUUUUUAACGUUGUUGAAGGAAAAAUACCCCAUGAUUAUUCGAUGAAAGUCCUAUCAACGGAAGCAUCAAUUAGUGCUGAUUCCAAAGUUGUAACGUUGGACCAGCCCAAUAUUCCAGGAUUCAGUACUAGUCAAUAUUAUUUUCUACAAGUGCAUUCGUGUGAUGGCUUGGUCUUUAUUUACCAUCCUGGCAAUAUGAUGUUAUGGAAUCCUGCUAUUCGGAAAUACAAACUGAUCCCCGUUCCUGCUACGUUGCAAAGGUUUUGGUGGAAUAUUGCCCGAAUUGGUUUCGUCUAUGAUUUUGUGGCCGAGGAUUAUAAGGUAUUAUGUGUAUACGAGGUGAGCUAUACAGCACAUCUGCGUCACGUUGUUGAAAUAUAUUCUGUUAAAAAUCAAUCUUGGAGAACCAUUAGCAAUUUCCCCAUUCCCCCUGAUUUUGGCUUGAUCUACCACUAUCCAAUUUCGUUAAAUAGUGUUGUUCACACAAUGGCCACUUCAGAUGAUGGAGGCACAAUUUGGGAACGUGAACGCUUGGUUAUAUCUUUUUACCCGGCAAAUGAAACAUCUAUUGUGACGCCAGUACCAAGUAACAUUAGGAAUAUUUUGUCGAAAUUUUGUGCUUUUGCUAAUCGUGUCUGCAUUUUUGGGAUUGACCUUUGUCUAGAAAUGUGGAUGUGGUCACAGGAGAAAGAUUGGAAAACAGGCUUGUUGACUUGGAACCACAUCACGAAUAUUACUUUAGGCUCAGUGACUCCGUACUACUUUGGGUACGCAGGUCACCUCGUAUGCGUUAAGGAGAACGGAAACAUAGUAUGGAGAAAUGAUGAUGGUGCAUUUAUAGAGUACGAUGUGCGGAAAAAUAAAUUCACUGAAGAAUUUAAACCAAAAGAAAUUCCACUAUAUAUAGGGUCAUCACAUUUGUAUGUGGAAAGUUUAGUUUCCAUUAAGAUCCUGUGGGAUUAA